AUGUGCGACCUUUGCACACGCAACAAGAAGGUGUUCACCCACGAACAUGAGCUUUUCACGAUGGCCGAGCUGCGCAAGCAUGAAAAACACGGAGACGAUGUACCGGGCGCCGUGGACCAGAGUGGCUUCAAAGGACACCCCGAGUGUGGUUUCUGUCGCCAGCGGUUCUACGGAGAUGACGAACUCUAUGCUCAUUGCCGUGAUCGCCACGAACGAUGCCACAUCUGCGACCGACAGUCUAGUACUCGCCAGCAACAGUAUUACAUCGACUACAAUGCGCUUGAAGAUCAUUUCCAGAAGGACCAUUUCCUGUGCUUGGACAAAGAGUGUUUGGAGAAAAAGUUCGUCGUGUUCGAGUCCCAAAUGGACCUCAAAGCCCACCAGCUAGAGUGUCACCCCAACGGACUCUCAAAGGAUGCCAGGCGUGAUGCACGGACCGUGGAUCUUUCGGCAUUCGACUACAGAUCGCCCUACCAGCCCCAAAGACAACGCCGUGGUGCCGGUCGAGGACGUGACCCCAAUUCCGAGGCGCUGCCCGUGUCCACAGCGCAGCCACUGCGAAGAGACGAGAUGGCUUACCAGCGACAGAUGGCUAUUCAGAGUGCACAGUCUGUAUCAACCCGCAGCUUCGGGGGUCAGCUCUCGCGCAAUGAUACUCAAACCGUUCACGCGCCGGCUCGCUCGGCUGGUGCCACUCCCGUCUCAACGCCUCCGGCUGCGUCUACCCCCGUGACGGAAAUGGAGCACCUCAACCUGACGAGCGACUCGGCAUCUGCCAGCCCGCAGGAGCAGGCCCGGCGCAUGCGCCACGCCGCCGUCAUUGAACGAGCUUCGAAUCUCCUGGCGAAUGACCAGACCCGACUCAAGGAAUUCCGCGCCCGAGUCUCAAGCUACCGCGCCUCUACCAUCUCUCCCACCGAACUCAUCGAUGCCUUCUUCUCGCUCUUCGAUACCUCCCCUAGCGAACUAGGAAAAUUGAUCAAGGAGCUCGCCGAAAUUUACGAAGACAGCGGCAAACGGAAUUCUCUCCUCAAGGCGUGGAACGACUGGCGCGCCAUCAACGAGGAUUACCCAGCCCUCCCUGGACCCGGCGGCGUCCUUCCAGGCAUGUCGCCCGGCACCGUCAACGGUAGCGGCGUCGGUGGCAAGCGCGUGCUCCGCCUGAAAUCGUCAACCGCUCAGUCCUCUCGCUCGGCCGUUGGCCGCAGCGGUGCCUUGCCCUCCUCCGCUUCCUCUGCCAACCCUUUCCCCCCUCUGUCCUCCUCCACCGCUCGCUCGGCGCCUCGUACCGCUCCUUCGUCCUCCGCCACUACCACCUGGGGCACCUCGGCCGCCCUGACGCCGUCCUCCAGCCGUGGCUCGUCUCGACCGGCCCCGGCCCCAUCCUCGGCAUCUGCGCGUCCUGCAAACCCCAAGAGCGCCGAAGCCUUCCCGGCUCUCCCGGCCGCCGCGAAACCCAACGUGCUCAUGGCAGGUCUCACGCGCGGAACGGUGCGCUGGGAUAACCGCAGCCCUGCUCCGGUGAAUGCCUGGUCUUCAGCCUCGGGCGGCGAUUCCGGUACCGACGGCGCCGACUUUGAUAUCGAGUCCUCUGCUGGCGGGGGCAAGAAAGGAAAAGGGAAGAAGGGCAAACAGACGCUCUUCCAUUUCGGUUGA
Messenger RNA from Aspergillus melleus, 1656 nucleotides. Its product is annotated as E3 ubiquitin-protein ligase HEL2. Bases 1 to 1656 code for a protein of 551 amino acids. The record is from RefSeq and is a predicted model, not a curated record. Gene Ontology annotation, molecular function: ubiquitin protein ligase activity; ribosome binding. NCBI's taxonomy places the organism in Eukaryota, Fungi, Ascomycota, Eurotiomycetes, Eurotiales, Aspergillaceae. The transcript is spliced from 2 exons. Gene Ontology annotation, biological process: rescue of stalled cytosolic ribosome; protein ubiquitination.